AUGACGAAACUUUCUGAAAAUACAGAUACAAUUGUUCUAAACGUUGGCGGAUAUGAAACCUAUCCAAGCACUCUCACAGCCUAUCCCAAUACCCUACUGGGCACAAUGUUUCAAGAACGCAACAAAGAGCUACAAAAACCCACAAGAGAUAACGAAUACUUUUUUGACCGCAAUGCACGCGCAUUCCAUUAUAUCAUGGAAUUUUAUCGCACAGGCCGUCUCUUGUGGAAUGAAACGUCAUCACCAUAUGUAACACGCGAAGAAAUAGAAAUCGAAUUCGACUACUUUCAAAUGCCGCAUUCGUCUUCUGUCCAAAUUGAGAACAACCGAGCAACAAUAGAAGAUGCCGCGAAGCUAGUGGAAGAUUUCACCGAGAUGAUGAAAAGCGUGAUUGAGGAGCUUCGUAAAAAUUUCCGUACGAAAAUUUGUAUCACCUUCCCUUUUUUGAAACUGGAUGUUUUUGCGAUCGAACCGGAUCUUGGGAAGAUAAAGUCAUUGGUGAAGCCGUUUGUGCAUACUGGGUGCCCGAUUACGAGUCGAUUUGGGGAUAUCAUCAAACAUAAUCUUCAAUUGCAAUUUCACGGUUUAGAGUGUCAUACUAGUGUUGAAACGAUUGAGAAUGAUGUUCUUGUGUAUCAAUGGAAGAUUAUUGCUCCUUUUGCUUUUAAGGCUAAUGAGAUUCUGGCGAAGACUAAUUUGAAGGAUCCGAAUGCGAAAGAAUUCUAG
Molecule: messenger RNA, 726 nt
Organism: Ambispora leptoticha
Lineage: Eukaryota; Fungi; Glomeromycota; Glomeromycetes; Archaeosporales; Ambisporaceae
Source: the annotation of a GenBank genome assembly